This is a messenger RNA of Penicillium canariense, 357 nucleotides long. RefSeq lists its product as uncharacterized. The record is from RefSeq and is a predicted model, not a curated record. The transcript has 3 exons. The coding region runs from base 1 to 357 and encodes 118 amino acids. Lineage: Eukaryota; Fungi; Ascomycota; Eurotiomycetes; Eurotiales; Aspergillaceae.
AUGUCUGCUCCGAAGGGCCCCUUCCGUCUUGUGACGGUCAACACUGCGCCCGAGCGCGCCAAGCGCCUCAUCGGCCGCCUUGCGGACAUUCUCAAGGACCGCUACACCAUCAUCCACGUCGACAACUGCGAGAAGAUCGAAGAGGUCGCGCCCAAGGUCACGGAGCACAAGCCGGACGUGCUAUUCAGCGCCUCCAUGUGGACUGCCGACGAGGCCAAGCAGAUCCACGACAUUGCCAGGUCGAUCGUCCCUGACAUCAAGCUGCACGCCAUUCCCACCGGCCUGCAGGUCGAGCGUGGGCCCGACGCCAUUGUCGAGUACCUCUGCGAGAAGGUCCCCGUGCUGCUGGACAGCUAG